AUGCUGCACUUGCAGGCUGAGUUGUUUAUGAUAGGGUCAUGUUGGAGAAUGGGAGAUGCCAACACUAGUUGCUUACACAAGGAAAGACAAGCUCUUCUCAGCAUGAAGAAUGCCUUUGUGGAUGAUUAUAGUUGCCUGUCUUCAUGGGGCUCUUCUCUAGAUUGUUGCCACUGGAGUGGUACUCUUUGUAAUCGUCAUACUGGCCACGUUGAGAUGCUCGAUCUUCAUGGUGAUGAUCACCCCAGGCGGCCUUUAAGAGGUGAGAUUAGCACAUCAUUGAUGGACUUGCAAAACUUAAACUAUUUGAAUCUCAGUUUCAAUGAUUUCAAUGAGAGUCAAAUCCCAAAAUUUUUUGGUUCUCUCACCAAAUUACAAUAUCUAGAUCUAUAUUGGUCUUCUUUUGGUGGAAAGAUACCAAUUGAACUUGGCAAGCUUUCAGACUUGCGGGUUCUAAAUCUUUCCUCCAAUCUUUUAGUUGGUAGUAUACCUUUUCAUCUUGCAAACCUUUCAAGUCUGCAGAAGCUCCAUCUAGAUUCGAAUGAUUUAGUGGGCAAUAUUCCUAACCAACUUGGUAAUCUUUCAAGCUUGGAGAUACUCCAAAUUGGCUACAAUGAUGGUUUGAAAAUUGAUGACAAGAGCUUGGUUGCCAUUGAGUGGCUUUCCAAUCUUCGGUUGUUAACUUCACUUGAUUUAAGCUAUGUUUCCAAUCUUAAUUAUUCUCACAACUUGUUGCCAAUUAUUGGAAAGCUUCCAAACCUAAGAGAGUUACAGCUUGCAAGCUAUAACAUGAUAGACAAUAAUAUUCUAUCAACUCCUCCAUUCCAUUUGAAUUUUUCUGCAUCUCUCUUAACUCUUGCUCUCGAUGACAACAAGCUGACAUCAUCAUUAUUCCCUUUGCUGUUCAAUCUGAGCUCCAAUCUCACACACCUUUUUCUGUCCAACAAUCACUUAGGUGGUCCCAUUCCGGAUGAUUUUGGAAGAAACAUGAACUCUUUAGUGACUCUUGACCUUUCCUAUAAUGAGCGAAAUGGAACAAUCAGUGACAUCCAUUUUGAUAAUCUCACCAAUUUACAAUGCUUAGACUUAUCUGAUAAUUUGUUGACCCUCAAAUUCAGUGCUAAUUGGAUUCCUCCCUUUUAA
Messenger RNA from Neltuma alba, 1140 nucleotides. RefSeq names its product receptor-like protein 43. The record is from RefSeq and is a predicted model, not a curated record. NCBI's taxonomy places the organism in Eukaryota, Viridiplantae, Streptophyta, Magnoliopsida, Fabales, Fabaceae. The coding region runs from base 1 to 1140 and encodes 379 amino acids. The transcript has a single exon.